GUAGUUAAUAACGCCCUAACAUAGGUACCUACUACAUCGCGUAGAGGCGCCUAGGAGGUAGGUACCUCCUAGAGGAGGGAGUUAGUACCUAUGCCAAGUAGGUACCCAUAAACGAACCACGCUCCUAUCUCGAAGUACGACGUCGCGAUGCUGGCAGACAGCCUCCUCCUCCUCCUUCUCCCCGCCACGCUCUCCUCUGUGUCGGCGUCGCCCACAUGGAACCCGAACCGCUCGGUCUACGGCAACGGCAGCACGUGUUGGUCUGGCGGGAUCCACUCGCCGUGCAACGGAGCCACUGCCGGCUGUACCUAUGACGGCAUUCUAGUCGUCUGCCAGGACUCGACCGACUCGAUGGUCUACUCCAAUAUGUGCGGAUGCUGCUGGUCCAAGGGCACCUGCACCUACGACGCAGACUGCAACGCCAGCUGCGGGUAGAACAGGUUGGCGAGGAUGGCCCGGCCGUGGUGACGAAGAGGCGCGUUACGUACUAUUUUGGGUGCCGCUCAGGGCCAGAGUAUACCUAUCUACACCCACCAAUAUGAAGAAAGAGACGAGGACUAGAAGGGGAGUAUCGUAGUCGAUGUGAAGGGGACGUAGGUAGUGAUAGAAU
This is a messenger RNA of Durotheca rogersii, 610 nucleotides long. RefSeq lists its product as uncharacterized. The transcript is spliced from 3 exons. The record is from RefSeq and is a predicted model, not a curated record. Bases 148 to 435 code for a protein of 95 amino acids. NCBI's taxonomy places the organism in Eukaryota, Fungi, Ascomycota, Sordariomycetes, Xylariales, Xylariaceae.